This is a messenger RNA of Quercus robur (English oak), 2706 nucleotides long. RefSeq names its product putative disease resistance protein RGA4. The record is from RefSeq and is a predicted model, not a curated record. The coding region runs from base 95 to 2443 and encodes 782 amino acids. Lineage: Eukaryota; Viridiplantae; Streptophyta; Magnoliopsida; Fagales; Fagaceae. The transcript is spliced from 3 exons. Gene Ontology annotation, molecular function: protein binding.
UUAUGAUAAUCUUCCUUCAUAUUUGAAGCAAUGCUUUACUUAUUGUUGUUUAUUUCCAAAGGAUUACAAAUUUCAUAAACCAACCUUGAUUCAAAUGUGGAUCGCGCAAGAGUUCAUUAGGUCUCCAAGUCAAAACCUAGAAGAUGUUGGUCAUGAGUAUUUUAUGGAAUUACUUUGGAGAUCAUUCAUUCAAGAAGUUGAAAAAGAUGAAAGGGGAAAUAUAUUACAUUUCAAAAUACAUGACUUUAUGCAUGAUCUUGGGAUAAUGGUAGCAAGAUUUGAUAGAACCACUUUUUAUUCAAACAUGGAAGACAUUAAUAAGAAUGCCCUUCAUGAGUUGGAGUCAUCAUUGCAAAGUCAAAUCUCAUUGUUUAAAGCUAAUAGGGUAAGAUCAUUUCUUUUGCCAAGUCACCCAAAUAAUCCAUGUACAAGAUUGGAUAAGUCAACUUAUAAUGCAAUUGUUACAAGUUUUAAGUCCAUUCGCUUGUUGGUUCUACAUAAUCUAGGGAUUGAAACAAUUCCAAGUUCUAUUGGGAAGUUGAAGCAUUUAAGGUAUCUCGAUUUAUCUUAUAAUGAGCAUAUCAAGACUCUUCCUAAUUCCAUUACAAGAUUACAGAAUUUGCAGACACUCAAACUCACUGCUUGCACACAACUUGAAGCACUGCCAAGAGAUAUUACCAAGCUAGUCAACCUCAUAUAUCUUGAGAUUAGUGGCUGCAUGAAAAUGACUCCUAUGCUGCAUGGACUGGAGCUAUUGCGUAAUCUUCGAAUAGUGCGACAAUCUGUGGUUGGAAAGGACCUAAGUGAAAAUAUACCAAUUGAACUACUUCAUGGGGAAGAUGCUGCAUUAGAAUCUAAGGUUGCAAAUUUGAAAGAGAAACAAUACCUUCAAGUCUUGGAAAUGCAUUGGAUUGAAGAUGAAGUUGAUGAGGGGGAUGUUUCUGAUGAGAAGACACUUGAAGCCUUGCAGCCACAUCCAAGUCUUAAAGUAUUGUCUUUAUAUAGGUAUUGGGGAGUAAGCUUCCCAACCUGGCUAUCAUCACUCACAAAUCUUGUUGAAUUGGCAUUAUUUGGUUGUAAGAAAUGUCACCAUCUACCUCCGUUGGAUCAAUUUCCUAAACUUAAGGUUCUUGAACUUGAUUCAUUGCUUGGUUUGGAGUGCAUAUCAAAGAGAGAUAGCAAUGAGGAGUUCUCUAAUUCUUCAUUCUUCCCAUCUCUAGAGGAGCUCAAACUCAAGUAUUGCCCUAAACUAAAGGGAUGGUGGCAGAGGAAGGCAGAGAAUCAUUUACUGCCUAUAUUCCCUUGUCUUUCCAAGUUAUGUAUUAGGGGAUGCCUUAAUCUCACUUCAAUGCCUCUAUUUCCAUUUCUUGAAAAGCUAGAGCUGUAUUAUUGUAGCUUCAAGCCUUUGGAGCAGACAACACAAAUAGCAAUAGCAGCAACAACAAUAGCAUCAAAAUCCUCUUCUUCUUCUUCUACAAUUUCCAACUCCUCAUUCACCCCUUUCUCUAAAUUAACAUCUUUGGAAAUUGGACGGAUGAAGGAACCUCUACCGGAGGAGUUCAUGCAGAAUCUUAAUUCUCUCAAUCAUCUAUUGAUAUAUGAAUGUUGUGGUCCUCUCAUUCAAGGUAUUAGACAUCUCACUACACUUAAGAUAUUGGACAUUUGUUCUUCUGAGGUGUUUGAUUUACCAAAUGAUGUGAAUGAGAUGGAAUGGCAAGGCCUUAGGAAUCUUAAGUUUCUAAGUCUCUUUCAGCAUCUAGAAUUGGAGUCCCUUCCAGUGGGGCUUCAACAUGUCACCUCCCUACAAAAGCUCAUGCUUGAUUAUUGUCCUAAUUUGAACACUAUACCGGAGUGGAUUUGCAACCUCAAGUCUCUUCAAUUACUACAAAUUUUGCAAUGCCCCAAAUUGAAAUCACUACCUGAAGGGAUUUGCGGCCUCACCUCUUUGCAUACACUAGAAAUUUCAAAGUGUUUCAAUUUGACUUUAUUUCCUAAAGAGAUGGGUGGUCUUGCCUCUUUGGAAGAAUUGUAUAUUUCAGAAGUCCCCAAUUUGAUAUCGCUUCCCGAAGGAAUACAUAGCCUUACAUCUCUGUGUAUACUAGACAUUUCGAAGUGGCCCAAUUUGACAUCAUUGCCUGAAUGGAUGGGUGGCCUUGCAUGUUUGGAAACACUAUAUAUUUCGGAAUGCCCCAAUCUGGCAUUGUUGCCUAAAGGGAUGCAUGGCCUUACCUCUUUGAAGACAUUGUGUAUUGAGGAUUGUCCAAUCUUAUUAAAAAGAUGCAAUAGGGAAACAGGUGAGGAUUGGCAUAAAAUUUCUCACAUCCCAAACUUGCUAAGGGACCGACAGGGAAGAAACUUAGAUGAAGAACCAAAUGAAACACCAAAGGAGCCUGCUCCUAAGAAUUGCAGCUUAAUCAAAAUUUUUGGGUGCGACAAGUUUUAAACAAGUCAACAACUAAGAAAUUGGCUUACAAAGUAAAGGUGAGGCCCUAUCUCAGUUUAUCUAAAUCAUAAAGAUGAAAGCUUUUAAAUAUGAAUUUCCUUCCUAUGUGCUUCUCUUGAAGAUGGUGGGUUCUCUCUCUCUCUCUCUCUCUCUCUCUCUCUCUCUCUCAUAUUUUUAUUAUGGAGAUUGUUUGGUUUGAUUUGAUUCUUAUUUAUCUAUUAGCUGUGAGGAGGUUGAUGGAGGAAGCAACACAUUCUAUGGAA